Molecule: messenger RNA, 801 nt
Organism: Dendronephthya gigantea
Lineage: Eukaryota; Metazoa; Cnidaria; Anthozoa; Malacalcyonacea; Nephtheidae
Exons: 2
Coding region: 1-801 (266 amino acids)
Molecular function (GO): nucleic acid binding
Source: RefSeq, a predicted model, not a curated record
AUGUAUGUUAGCACCAACCAAAAGGAUUGGGAUGAACAUCUUCCACAAGUCUUGUUUGCCUACCGAGUAUCUCCGAAUGCUACCACUGGAGAGUCACCGUUUUACUUACUCUAUGGUCGUGAACCUCGUCUCCCAAUGGACGUUAGCCUACUUCCACCUACCAAUCUUAGCCCGUCUGUAGCUAAGCAUCGCGCCCGUAUUGUGACAACCCUUGAGGAAGUCAAACAGCUUAUCCAAUCCAACACCCAGCGGGCUCAACUUAAAAUGAAAGCCAGGUAUGACCAGUCAGCGCGUCAACCUCCGUACACAAUCGGUCAAAGAGUGUUUUUACACCAAAAAACCCUGCGAACCUUGGAAAACAAACUAGUUCACGCUCCAGUUCAUGCAAACCGAUUAAAACCAUAUUUCGAUCCGAAAGAUCGGCCGAUCGAAGCCCCGCAAGAAGAUCCAGAUAUGGAUAGUGAACCAUAUCUUCAUGAUCAUGACAUACCAGCGGACAGUUUCCCCUCCUGUGUAUCUCAUGUCUCUACAAACUGCCCACCACUUAGUCAUUCUAAUGACGCACCAGCGACCGGAGUAACCACAUCCGCCCAAGAAAAUGUAAACCACAUCUAUGAUGCCGAGCAAAUUGUUGGUCAUCGCGUCCGCCAUGGAAAACCUGAAUAUCGUAUCAAAUGGCGCGGAUAUGGAAAACGGCACAAUACGUGGGAACCACCAGACCACAUUUUGGAUCAACGUCUUUGGACAGAUUUCUAUGCCCGACAUCCCGAACACCGUCCAACAGCAAACGUUAACAAUUAA